Messenger RNA from Lineus longissimus, 2467 nucleotides. RefSeq names its product eukaryotic translation initiation factor eIF1-like. The record is from RefSeq and is a predicted model, not a curated record. The transcript has 4 exons. NCBI's taxonomy places the organism in Eukaryota, Metazoa, Nemertea, Pilidiophora, Heteronemertea, Lineidae. Bases 128 to 463 code for a protein of 111 amino acids. Gene Ontology annotation, biological process: translational initiation. Gene Ontology annotation, molecular function: RNA binding; translation initiation factor activity.
UCUUUGCUUUCGAAAUCGCUUUGUUGAUCUCCGUUGUUCCAUACAUUCAAUCGGGAAAAAUCAAAGCAAUCGCCCAUAAUUUGGCGAAUUCUGUUCAUCAGCUAAGAAGUUCGAAAUACACUUUCUUAUGUCAAUCCAGAAUUUUAAAUCCUCCGACCCAUUUGCCCUUGAAGGAGCAAGCAACAGCACGAAUGCUGCUGGCAUCAUACAUAUAAGGCUUCAGCAGCGGAAUGGUCGUAAGACCUUAACUACUGUCGCAGGUUUAGUUGUGCGUCAUGUGAAACAUGAGAAAGCUGUCCUGCAGAAGUGGAAGAAGGAGUUCUGUUGUAACGGGACUAUCAUCCAUGACAAGGGUGAGACUGUCUUCCAGCUUCAGGGAGACCAUUGCGAAGACAUCAUGAAAUUCUUGAUUUCAGAAGAGAUGGCCACAAAGAACCAAAUCAAGGUCCACGGUUGGAAAUAAUGAGUUAUUACCUCCGGUCCACAGCUGGAAUCAGAAAUUUGAGCAGUUUACCUAAUAUGGACUGAUAGCGCUUCACGAUGUAUAUGUUAUCUAUGGAUAUAUUCGUAUUGUUAAAACGGUUCGCAGCUCUAGUGCCCAGCUAACAAAAACCUUUAAGAACCGAGCAAGGUUUUUGUGAAAAAUGAUAAUUAACCAGUCUUGGAUCUGAAUAACACCAGGACGACUUUCCUCUUUGCUGUGUUUUUGCCGCGGUUACUUCUUGAGUCCCAAUCAUGGAACUUGCAAGAAACAAGCUAGUACAUGCAUCAGGAAAGGUUGGAUAUAGAGUUAUUUUUACUCUGCAACUCCCGAGACGGAAAUCAUGCUCCGUUCUUAAAAACACUCAGUAGUACAUAGCCACGCUUUUCUACCGUUUGUACAUAGAAUAUUGUAUCACAAAAUCGUGUGUGAUUUUUGUACGAUUUAUUACGACCAGAAGAACUAUGCAGUAUAAUUGUUGACCAAUCAUCAGUCGGGCAGAAUUAUGACAUACUCUCGUCUGAGGAACGAAUUGUACGAAAAGAAAUAAGAAGUGAUCACGUUGGAUUCAAAAUCGGGGAUUUGGUUCAGGACUUGUGUUAGAAACUUUCAUCUUGUGUGGAAGGAUUCGACCAAUUAGAAUGCAAUCAGUCCUGGUCUUGGUAUGGUUCAGUGAUGUACAUAUACUCACUCUGAAUGCGGUUAGUUGAUGGUUGACCUUAUAGACCCUUUUACACCAGGCGGAGGAAGCCACUGCUGCCCAAACGAACCUAAAUAUCUAUAAGCACAAUGAACAAAAGAACAUGCGGUGUGCUGCCAUGCGGUCUUUUGUUUGCUACUUGUGGCCGGCAGUGGCUAUCUCUGCCUGGUGUAAGGGCCUCUAUUGUUGAAAAGCUGGAUCAAAUAAGGGUGUCUGUGUAUCUUUUCUCAGACUGCUCACAGCUACAGUUUGAAGAGAAAAAAACGAGUUGGAGCUGUGAGCAGUCUGAACUAAAGCCCCAAAGUUCGCAUUUAAGACUAGGUCUUCUCCUCUCCUUUGUGUAAAUAACAUGAGAUAAUUUGAUCGUUUUGUGCCAUGUUACAAAAAUCUUCAAAUUGGGCAGUUGGCUACUAGAGCUGUCAACUUCUCUGUCGUGGAAUCAUGAGAUAAUAGCUGAUCUAAAAUCGUAAAAUGGUGGCAACACUGCAUGCCUCUUACUUCUCUGGGAUGCAAAGAGAAGUGUAUUUAAGUGUAAUGUGUGUAGAUAAAGCUUUUAAGUAAUUAUUAAGUUGAGAAAAAGUUCUUUGAAAAUAGCAUUGUGGCACGAGUCUCUUGAAUAUUUUAUUGGCUGACCAAGUGAAGUACCUACAGGACUGGGCCGGUCUCCUCAAAAUGCAAGGGUAGCUUUCUGUUCUGUUCUCAGCAGUUGAGUUGACAAUAUCGAGCACUCCAGUUCAUGGUAACUACUUUUCUUGUGUUCCUUUGCCUUUUGUGAGAACUGGUGCCGCUCGAUGAAAGCAAGUAUCCUGGUUGAUUUACUGGUUCUGUAUUAUUUGAAUAGGCUGGCACAAUGUCACUGAAAAGUCAAGUCAUGUACAUACUCUUUGUGACAGCUCAUUUCAAUUUUCAUGGUCUUGACAAGGUUGUAAAGACCUCUUCCAAUUCUGUUUGGUGUUGGUGACAAUUAUUGAUACAGGCCUCUGCCAAUUUAAACUCAUUUUACAAACUUAUUAGUAGGAAAACCUGAUGAGUUGUAUUAAAAAACAUUUUGAGGUGUUGAACGUGGCUGCACAAAUUUCCCAUGAACCUGAAGCCGCCCUCUCAAUUGGGUUUAAAAUUCUCGGCUGGAACUCUCUCACUUGGUCGCGGUAGUAACCGCACCAGUUUCCAAGGAAAUAUGUUUCCAUUGCAAAGCCACAGACCUUUUAAAAACACUUUAGAUUUUAAGCCAUAUUUGUUUCGGUGUGUUUGUCUUUGAUACGAUAAGCAAUAAAAUUAUGACUGAA